GGAAGGUUGGGCCUGGGGACUAUAUAUAGAUACUGUGCUUUUAGAGAGAGAAGCAUAACAAACCGAAAAGCUAGAGAGAGAAAGAGCGAUGAUGGAAGGAGAAACGGAAGUGGAGGGCAUCGAUUCGAAACUGGCCGCCGUCGCCACCGACUCAGUGGCUAAUGGCGACGGCGGCGAAGCCAUCGCGGCUGAUGGUAGCUGUGCGAUGGUGAUGGUCGGCGGGGGAGAGGAGAACAGCGGCGGCGGGAAAGUGAAGGGACCCUGGUCGCCGGAGGAAGACGCGGUGUUGUGCGAACUAGUGAGUAAGUUCGGGGCGAGGAAUUGGACCUUGAUCGCCCGUGGAAUCCCUGGCCGUUCCGGGAAGUCGUGCCGUCUCCGGUGGUGCAAUCAGCUCGACCCUGCUGUCAAACGAAAACCUUUUUCCGAUGAAGAAGACCAGAUUAUAAUUUCAGCCCAUGCGAUUCAUGGAAACAAAUGGGCAGCCAUUGCAAAAAUGCUCCCUGGCAGAACAGACAAUGCCAUCAAGAACCACUGGAACUCUACCCUGAGGCGCCGGUUUGCAGCAACAAAUAGAUCCACAUUGCAAUGUGGCAACGUGCUUGACGACCCGAGCAGUACAGACAGGAUUGGGGCAUCCUCUGAAGAAACCAAAUCAUGCGGGUAUAAUAAUAUGAACGCAUUCAACAAAUCCCCAGAAGGUGCGCCUGGCGAUUGCAGCCCAGAGGAGACUAAUCUCCCCCCUGUGUUCCGUCCCAUUCCAAAAAUCGGCGCUUUCAAUGUUUACAACCUGUCUCCUGCCCCGCGGGCCCCGCACGUCCACCCGUCCAUCCCUGACCCGCACGUUCUGGUAAACACGUGUUGUGAGGUUGUGAUCCCUUCGCACUGUGGCCUCGGCUGUUGUGGCCCCCCCGGGAACGGUCCUACUCCGGGUUCACUGUUGGGUCCCGAGUUUGUCGAGUUUGAGGAGCUACCUCCUGUUUCUAGCCACGAGCUGGCUGAAAUAACCAAAGAUUUGAACAACGUGGCGUGGAUCAGAAGCAGCCUCGACAAUCCUCCUACCGGAGGAGCAAACGUUCCGGAUCAUUCCACAAAAAAUGACCCUCUUAGCUCCGAAGGAGGUGGAGGUGGAGGUGGAGGAGGAGGAGGAGGAGGAAGAAACCAGCUAACAGUGUCAACCCCAUACGCAAUGCUUCAAUUUGCAACCUGAGAUGUUUUUUUUACUUCUAUUUUUCUUGGAGAGGAUUGGAGCAGAAUUUUGUGAUGUGUAUUUAUAUCUAAUACUCCGUAACAUUUUAUAAAUGUGUCCAUCCAUAUUAUGAUUACUCCAAAAUGUAACUCUCUAAUGGGAAUAUUUAAAUUCAAGCCGAAGAAUUCCACCUGUUGGCUGCUGGUUUUCUUUGGGGCAUAACGGUCAACGGAUUGACCAAGACGUGAAUGAUUCCAUAUAUGGGAGUAGUAACUAAACUAUAAAAUGCAGAGAUAUUU
Cuscuta campestris is the source of this 1485-nucleotide messenger RNA. The record is from the annotation of a GenBank genome assembly. Lineage: Eukaryota; Viridiplantae; Streptophyta; Magnoliopsida; Solanales; Convolvulaceae.